AUAUUUCCAUGAACGAAAAAUACAACGACGAAUGAUGAAGAACAGUAGUAUGAAUAAGCCAGUUACGUUACUAAUCAAUAACGAAGACUACUGUGAAUCUGCAAGGUUAGUGCUUAAUCAGGAAAUACCGUACUCUCAACUCAUUGGUGAUCCUUAUCGAUUUCCUUACAGUUUCUCAGCGUUAUUGAUUAGUUCGGCGGCGUUGGUCUACUCACAUGUUGAGGAGUGGGCAUAUAUUGAAGCGCUCUACUUUUGUUUCAUAAGUUUUGCAACCAUUGGUUUUGGUGAUUACGUGUCGAAUCAGAAAGACGUUACCAACAUAAAUGGCGACGUGUACAGGUGCGUGGCGCUUACAAAAUACGGCCAGGAGAUCCGAGUUGUAGCGGCACCCGUGAAAUCGCUUGCGCAGUACCAGCACUAUAUUCUGAUUCUUAACUGUGGCCGUGCUCAACUAGGUUGCUGUUGUUUCUGUUCUAUGUCUAUUCAACGUGUCGUCGAUCGUCGUACGGCAAUUUUUGAACUUUAUGAUCAAGAAAUGAUUGAAGAGGAGGAUUUGUUGUGUUUGAAAAAGAGGCCGACGAAAUAUAUGGGAUAG
This is a messenger RNA of Cooperia oncophora, 595 nucleotides long. NCBI's taxonomy places the organism in Eukaryota, Metazoa, Nematoda, Chromadorea, Rhabditida, Trichostrongylidae. The record is from the annotation of a GenBank genome assembly.